AUGGCUACCAGCAAUACUAUGAACUUUGGUCCCGAAUGGAUGAGACGCUUCCCAAAAAGCCCAACAAGCGAAACAACUCGUUCUACCUCACCAACACAAGGUCCAUCCUCUGUUGGUAACAAUAUGCAACCCGCGUCUUCCUCAGGUACAAUCAACUCCAACCACAUUGUCGUCAAUAACGGCAAUGGGGCAACUGCAAACACGUUUUCUUGGUCUUCGGUGGCUGCUGCUAAUAACAGCACAGUCUCCAAUCGUUCUCCUAACGAUACCUAUGAGAAGUCUGACACACCAGGCGGAAGCGAGUCGGCUCUCAAUCCAUUUAAAUAUUCCAAGGAUUUCAUGCUUAAACUGUACAAACCUGUUGGAUUACCACUGGAAUUUGAAAGGCAUGACUAUGUUACAAACGAAGAACCAUUACCGCCUAUGGCUUUAUUGACACCAACAGAGCAGGAACAAAAGGUACAUCUAAAUAGCACGAUAUCCGAGCGAGAUUGGUUUUCUGAAUUGCAGAUUGUCUGGCAUAGUAUGUGCAGACUGAAAUCUAUCGAAAUGCUCGUCUGUCAUGUAAUCUUGCUUGGCUCAUUCAUACAAAGCACAGCCUCUAUUCCUCCAGUUACAGAAAAGUAUAUAGAUGCUAUGAAACGACUAUUAUCUGGUACUUCAGUUAACAGUGAGGUUGUCCGUCGUAUCGUUUCUAAUGCGUCAGGGAAUGUGACAACCGGGGGAGAACGUGCUGAGCGAGGGCCUUUCUCUCAAAAGGACAGAAUUAGUGGCUUAACAUCCCCAAGAAGUGAACGAUUUGGUGGCAUAAUUGGGGGUGUAUUAAGCAAUCGACCAAGAAGUGGGCGAGAAGGAAGUUUUUCGUCACCAAACAUACGCCGAGAUAGUGAAAAAGAUGAUGAAAGAGACAUUCGCGGUGGCCGUACACUAAGACUGGGCAGUACUUCUGCCAGUACAACACAAUCCGGGGAAGACCCAAUUUGGCAUGGUGUAAGUCGUAGUGCAGUUGGCACUUUUGAUAGCAACGGAGUAUUUCGAAUCCCCAGCAGCGGUGGAGAAAUUGAAAUUUCAGAAAAAGACGGGAGAGAGAACGAACUAUUGGAGAGGAGCAACGGCGGGGGGCACACAGAUACCGAUAAGAUAGCGGAUUCGACGUCUGGUACCAGCAAUAAGAUAUUAAGAGAAAGAAGCAUGAGCACAUCUCUAGAAGAGAUACAUAAUGGAUCAAAAGUAUAUGGUAUAGGUAAAUCUAUCGUUGAGGAAGAAUCGCAGACAUCGACAAUACCAACCAUAACAGGAAAGAGUAAUGAACAACGACAGGAAGUUCCUCAACAAGAACCCCCAAUAGAACAUUCGCUUGAAAGUAUCGCCCAGAAGUCAAUUGAAUCUUCGGUGCGAUAUUUAGACUCACAAGAAAAUCAAUCUAAAACACAGACUCAGAAUAAGAUAAAAUUACAGCCGCCUGAUUCCAAUCAGUUGCAACAACAGCAACAACAACAGCAACAACAACAACAACAGCAACAGCAACUACAGCAACAGCAACAACAGCAACAACAACAACAACAACAACAACAGCAACAACAGCAACAACAACAACAACAACAACAACAACAACAACAACAACAGCUGCAACAAUCACAGCAGCUGCUGCAACAACAGCAACUGCAACAACAACAGCAACAACAGCUGCAACAAUCACAGCAGCUGCAGCAACAGCAGCCAUUGCAGCAGAAAAUACCGCAGCAAGGACAGCUUCCAUCUCCAAAUCAGAUACGUUCACCCCCGUUUCAGGUUCAACAACAACCGCCGAACGUGAUACUUCAACAGCAGCACCAACAGAUGUUUUUACAGGAGCAGUUUCGGCAUCAUCAACAUCAACAGCAGCAAUUACUGAUGCCCUCACAUUCUUUGGCAACCACUGGUUUUGAGCCUGAUCAGGACGAUGAAGUUCUGAAAGAAGUAUUUUACCCCGCGAUGUCUACAGCAUCACCACCCUUGUCUCCAGGAGUGGCUAAAAAAUAUUCUGCUACUCAACCUCUGAUUGCUGCGAGUUCUGCCUUCGCCGAGGAAACUUCUUCGUCAAGUUUGUUUCUGAAUGAUCGCAAGUCGAUAUCUGACCAACAACGAUGGUUGUAUCGUGAUCCUAGCAAUAAAAUUCAAGGCCCAUUUACGAGUCAGGACAUGAACGAGUGGUAUAAGCAAGGAUUUUUUACGCCAGGCUUAUUAGUAAAGAGGGUAGAAGAUCCGUCGUUCGAACCGUUAGGCGUAUUAAUACGUAGAACGGGAAAUGAGGAUAAACCUUUUUCAGCAAGUGCACGUCCUCCUUUGACUAUAAAUAUGCCUAACAAUGCGGGAAGAAUGUUGACUGGACCUUUCCCAAGAAAUUGGGGAAACGUUCCAAGUUCACCUGGCACUGCCCACGUCUUUGUGGACCACCAACAGAGAUUUAAUCCCUUUGGCGGAACCGCUUCAGUCCCAAAUACACCUUUUGAUAGGUAUCAGUUUGGUGGCGUAUUUGGGAGUGGAAUAACAGAAGUUUCUAGUGGGUGGGGAGAUUUGAAUACGACGAACGCUGGCUGGGUUCCAGAGGUGUUUAACAGUAGCGCGGGGAACUUGUCUCCGAGAUUACAUUCAAACAAUUCUGCUCUCUUCAGCAACACAAACAGUUUUGGUGUAUCGCCGACACAUAACUUUCUUGAUCAGCGUACUUUUAAUUCUCAACUGGAUCGACAACAACAAUUGCAACAGCAGCCGACACAGCAACAAUCGCAGCCACCAUUACAACCACCGCAGCCAACUCCACAAGUUGUGCAACAGUCUCAAACUCAACAAUCACACCAGACCCCACUACAUAAUCCACCUUUGUAUGCUGAUAAUUUCUUCCGCCAUCAGGGUUUUGUAUCAGGGACGGUGACAUCUCCGGUAACCGGACCCAGUUCGCAUUUUGCAGAGACAAUCCCCAGAACCACAGGAUGGCAACCGGCGAACGAGCAGCCAGCCCCUUCGUCAUGGGGACCGUUAAGCGCGGGUUUGUCACUUACGCUUACCAAUAAACCACCAAGUGAAGAUGCAGAAUAUUUUAACACCAACAAAGGAACACAGCAAUUAUCACAGUCUCCUCCGACUUUAAUAGAUCAACAGAACACUAUUGACAACGAAUUGCAGGCAGCCAAUACUUCUAUAAAGAAUGCAGAUGUUUCUGUAGUCGAUGAAGCAGUUGAAGCAGUUUCAAAAAUUAAUCUGGAUAAUGACGUUGAAGUAGGAUCGACGUUAGAAUAUGCUAAAACGUCCGACGAGAUAACUGCCAAACCUUACAACAAGGAAGGGACUUCAACGCAUCCUACUCAGAAAGACGAUGCGAACAGAUCGAAACCUUCUUUACGGGAGAUUCAGGCGGAGGAAGAACGGAAGAAGCAGCAGGAAGAAAAGGAUCGAGCCAGUGCUCAACAUUCGAUUCUUUCCAAUCCACCUGGCAAACCGAUGAGUCCGCAAAAAUCCACAAAUAUUAAGACACCCUCACUUCGUGAAAUUCAAGAAGCAGAGGCGCGUAAGGCAGCUGAACGCAAAGCAGCUGAGCGACAAACAGUCAAUGCAGUCAACGCAGCAGCUUCUAGUCGAGAGAACGCGACGCUGUCAUCAACAUCAUGGGGAUUGAUUAUGUCAAAUACGGCAAUGGCAACCAACUCUGUUUCAUCAUCAUCCAAUUCACCUAUUGUUUCGACACAAGCGUGGCAGAGUGCAGCUGCACCCAAGAAAACGUUACGUGAAAUUCAAAAAGAAGAAGAAGAGGCCGUUAAGAGGAGGAAUAAAAUGCGUGAAAUACAGCAACAAGCUAUGCUUAACGUAGCAGCAAGUUCACCUACUUCAAGUGGUGUUGGAAAACGCUAUGCUGAUACUUUGGUUACUGGACCUAACGCUGUGAAUGCAAAAGCUAAAACGACAACCAUCCCUACUGGGACGGCCUGGACGACAGUCGCUGGUAAGCCAGCAACACGUAUGGUUAUGUCUUCUGCGACUUCAGCUGGUGGGAAUGGGGGUGGUACUGUCAUGAAGCCCGCUGCUUCUAAAGAUUUGCCUCUUGCGUGGGAUGAAGGCCAGAAAGGAUCUAACGGUCUUCAGAACGCGUACAGACAACUUCCAACAAAGUCCACUGACCAAACGAAAGGCAUUACUAGAUCUAUGUCGUUGAACGCCACCACUUCCGGAUCUAAGCAAACAAAUAACUCGAGCUUGACAAAUUCAGACCAAUCAUCCCCUCGUCCGCCCUCUGAAGACUUUAUGAAAUGGUGUCGGCAAGCUUUACGCGGACUAACGAAUAUAAAUAGUGACGAGUUUAUUCAAAUGCUUCUCACUUUCCCUCUUGACCCUCCUCCGCCAACAAUAGAAAUUAUUCAGGAUUCUAUUUAUACAUAUUCCCCAACAUUGGAUGGUCGUCGCUUUGCCGAUGAGUUUGUAAAGAGACGGAAGGCAGAUGCAAGCGGAAUACCCAUGAGUAGCUUUUCUAUACACCAUGCGGACGGUAAAACUGGCAAGGAUGUAGGAACUGGUAUUACGGGUACAAAAGAUGAUAAUUCUGGCACAGGCGCUGGCGCAUUUAAAGUCGUAACGACUAAAAAGAACAAGAAGAGGCAUUGA
Messenger RNA from Paraglomus brasilianum, 4635 nucleotides. The record is from the annotation of a GenBank genome assembly. NCBI's taxonomy places the organism in Eukaryota, Fungi, Glomeromycota, Glomeromycetes, Paraglomerales, Paraglomeraceae.